AUGGCAGCAGUCCCGGUGUACAGCGUCACAAGAGCGGAGAUCGACGAGUUCUGGAGGAGGAAGGAGGUGGAAGCAGAGGAGCGGCGACUCGCUGCCGAGAAGGAGGCUGCAAGAAUCAAGGCCAAGACACUCAAGAUGGAAGAUUACGUGCUCUUCGAGCAAAUGAUCAGUGAGAUUCUCAAGGAGGGGAACAAAGGAGACGGAGCAACCAUGGCGCCAGCUGCCACCGGUGGCACUGAGGCACGGAUGGUUGGUAUCAAACACUGGUGGACAAGAAGUGCUUAUGCUUAUCUGAAUUCACCUACCUUGUCCAUGGAUGGGAAUGGCAGAAGCAAACAUGUUGCCUCAUAUGUUCCGCAGGAGAGAUGUGUUCCCGCCAAGGAUAAGCUGGGGCGUGGGGAAAUAUCAGGAAAUGUGGAUGUGAUUCAUGUGUCUGUUAUACUUUGGGUUGAAUAA
Messenger RNA from Miscanthus lutarioriparius, 456 nucleotides. The record is from the annotation of a GenBank genome assembly. NCBI's taxonomy places the organism in Eukaryota, Viridiplantae, Streptophyta, Magnoliopsida, Poales, Poaceae.